AUGGAUCCACCUCAGAGAAACUGCAAGAAGCUGAAAAAGAGACGUUCUACCUUGUUUGGCAGCCUUAAGCUUGGAGACACUUUCUCACAUAGCAUCGAGGAGGAAAAGACUACCUUCCCCUUCUCACAGGACAGCUCUGUCAAGCCAUGGAAUUCAAUGGACAACCUGGAUAGCCCUGUCCCAUGUGCAGGGGAGACCAAGGGUGAAGAGACUGAAAAGAACUCCUCAUCAAGACUAUCAGACGUGAUCAAAAUCAAUGUGGGGGGCAAGGUCUUCCGCAUUGCUAAGCACAUAGCAAUCCGAUACCCUGACACCCGGAUUGGGAAUUUGGCUCUGUGCACUGAUCGUGUACAGCAACUGACUCUCUGUGAUGACUACUCAGUGCUCACCAAUGAGUUCUUUUUUGACCGCGAUCCUUUCCUUUUUCAGUAUAUCUUCCACUUCUACCGGAGUGGUGUGUUGUGGGUGAUGGAAGAGCUGUGUCCCAUUAACUUUGAGGAGGAGAUGGACUAUUGGGGACUUAGUAUUAAACAGACCCAGCGUUGUUGCCGCAUUCUGUUUGAGGAGAAGGUGGAUGAGGUGAAGGACUAUCUGAAAGUAGAAAGGGAGCUGAUGGCAGAGAUUGAGCCCCAUUAUGAUGAGGAUGGCUUCAAAUCCAUGUACUUUGGUGGGUUCAGGAAGGCCCUGUGGGACCUAAUGGAAAACCCUUACUCCUCAGUUUCAGCUAAAGCCUUUGCUGUCUUUUCUAGUCUCUUUGUGCUUAUCUCAAUUGUUGCAAUGACGCUUAACACAGUCAGUGAGCUGAAAACAUGCACUGUCCACGGCAAGACUUACAUGGAAUGCGUAGAGAUCGUCUCCAUCCUCUUCUUUACCUUUGAGUACUUUCUACGCUUGCUCACCACUUGCAACAUCAAACACUUCCUCAAGAGUGCCCUCAACUUUGUGGACCUGGUGGCCGUGAUGCCCUACUUCGUCCAGCUCAUCUUCGAGGUCUUUGCAAACCAGGAGGACCUCAGUGUUCAGGAGGACUUGCAGACCAUGGCACGUGUCAGCAAAGUCAGCAAAGUGCUCAAAAUAGUCAAGCUCAUGCGCAUCUUUCGCAUCCUUAAACUGGCUCGACACUCAACUGGCAUGCGGGCUUUUGGGUUCACCAUUCGCCAGUGCUAUCAGCAAGUAUGCUGCCUGUUCCUGUUCAUCACCAUGGGCAUCUUCACCUUUUCUGCCCUACUACACUCCGUGGAGCAUGAUGUUGCCGGCACCCCCUUCAGCAGCAUACCUGACGCCUGGUGGUGGGCUGCUGUGAGUAUCUCCACAGUGGGUUAUGGUGACGUGGUGCCUGUGUCAUUCCUGGGUCGAGUGGUGGCAUUUGGUUGCAUCUCGUUCGGCAUCAUUCUAAAUGGUAUGCCCAUCUCCAUCCUCUUUAACAAGUUCUCAGACUACUAUGCCAAACUGAAGGCCCAGGAGUACACCAACACAAAUGUGCAACGAGAUUUAGAGCUUAAGGCCCGUCUGCGCCGCAAGCUUGGCCAGUGCCUCAGACCCCGCCAUGAAGACUCAGAUUAGGACAAUGUGCACUAGCACCAACCCUCACCUUCCCACCGCAUCCCAGCAACGAACAUCUCUCUCCCUCCCUCUGGCGUUGCCUACUGGGACACCUUUCCACAGAUGUGGGGGAAGACAAUUUUGUUGGUCUGGGGAAGAGGAGAUAAGCUUUAA
Molecule: messenger RNA, 1716 nt
Organism: Megalops cyprinoides (Indo-Pacific tarpon)
Lineage: Eukaryota; Metazoa; Chordata; Actinopteri; Elopiformes; Megalopidae
Product: potassium voltage-gated channel subfamily V member 2-like
Exons: 2
Biological process (GO): protein homooligomerization; potassium ion transmembrane transport
Cellular component (GO): voltage-gated potassium channel complex; membrane
Molecular function (GO): delayed rectifier potassium channel activity
Source: RefSeq, a predicted model, not a curated record